AUUCAGGGCAUCGCACUCUGGGGAAGCUGUGGACAAACUGGAGAGUCCAGAGGAGAGCAACAAAAAUGAUUAAAGGUCUAGAAAAUCACUGUUGAAUGGAGCUGAGGUAGAACUUGGAAAUUCUCUUUUGUAGAGUGUGGAGUACAAACUACUAUUUGAUUGACACCAGCUCUCUCCAGACCUACAAAACAUCUUGGCCAGGCAUCUCCAGAUGGCGGGAUUACCUUGGCCUCAAGCAAAUGGUCAGCAGCCAGAACAAUCUCUCCAGGGGCCAUCUCCCAGGAAUCCACAAAUUCAACAAAUGGCUUGUUGAAACCAGCCAUGGUCCUUCCUGGCAGUGAUCUAGGAAGGGUUUUUUGUGAUAACAAGCGAUCUACCCCAGUGGCUGGUCUGCUCUUCAGAACAACUCCAAAUCCCAACACUCUGAGAGUAAAUGCAGGUGUAGAGGUUCCACGCCCCAGUCUCCCUCCUGAAUCUGUGUUUCCUUUGGGUAUAAACUUUGACAACCCAGUGAUGGGUGAAAUGGCAGCUGUUGCCAACCUAGGUCCUUUGCCAAGAGCACCACAAUCCUCCAGCACUGGCAGGAAUAACCAGUGGCAAGAAUCAGUGAGUCUGGCACAGCGUGAGCAUGUUGUACGGAGGAUAGUCCAAAUGAUUUAUCCCAAUCCUGAUCCUGCCGUAUUAGGAGAUGAGCGCACGGAGAGGCUGGUGUCAUUUGCUCGCAGAGUGGAAGGGGAGUCAUAUGACCAAGCAAACAGCAGGUGCAGACGCCAUAGCACUGGGAACAUGGAGCCCACUCAGAUCACUGCAGCAAUUAUGAGCUCUGUAAACACCACACGCAUUAUCCUGCAGUAUAUGCAGAACCAGAACCUGCAAAAGCGAAACCAGGAGGAAUACCACCAUCUGCUAACUGAGAAGAUCCAUGAAAUCCACAGACACAUACAGGAAGUACAAGAGAACAGGCUGCUGGGGCAGCAAGGACCUGGUGUACCGCCAGCUCCACAGCAGCAAGGACCUGGCAUGGGUCAGCCGUAACCAAGACUCUCUGCUAGCUUUGUGGAGAGCUGAAUGGUAGAUCCCAACCUCCAGGAAGAACUGUCUGGGCUAUCCUCAUCCAAGCUGCCUCCUCUGGACAAGAUUAACAAGUGACUACAAUUUCUUAGUGUACACUUGCUGUUAUGGAUUCAGAUUUUUAAAUGCAAAGUAAGAGUUUAACAUACUCUACUUCCCUACAAGCUUAUUUUAAUAAAACUCUUAUUAAAUCUCUAA
Messenger RNA from Mauremys reevesii (Reeves's turtle), 1269 nucleotides. RefSeq names its product histone acetyltransferase p300-like. The coding region runs from base 322 to 1035 and encodes 237 amino acids. NCBI's taxonomy places the organism in Eukaryota, Metazoa, Chordata, Testudines, Geoemydidae. The transcript is spliced from 9 exons. Gene Ontology annotation, biological process: positive regulation of transcription by RNA polymerase II. Gene Ontology annotation, cellular component: histone acetyltransferase complex; transcription regulator complex. The record is from RefSeq and is a predicted model, not a curated record. Gene Ontology annotation, molecular function: chromatin DNA binding; histone acetyltransferase activity; transcription coactivator activity.